Messenger RNA from Oryza brachyantha (malo sina), 1901 nucleotides. RefSeq names its product putative CBL-interacting protein kinase 27. Lineage: Eukaryota; Viridiplantae; Streptophyta; Magnoliopsida; Poales; Poaceae. Gene Ontology annotation, molecular function: ATP binding; protein kinase activity. Gene Ontology annotation, biological process: signal transduction; protein phosphorylation. The record is from RefSeq and is a predicted model, not a curated record. The transcript has a single exon. The coding region runs from base 282 to 1607 and encodes 441 amino acids.
GGGACGGUGAGCUGUGAGCUCCAAAAGAGCUUUUUUUUUUUUUGUGUUCCUCGCGUGCCCGACGCCGCUCUCGCUGGCGGCGGUGGCUCUGCUCCUCCACGUGACGACGGCUGAGGUGCUCGCUCGCUGCUGCCUUGAUCGAGGGAAUGCGGAACAAUGUGUCGGGGCGGGCGCGCUGACCUCGCCGGCGACCGCAGCCUCCGCGGCGGCCGCAACUGCCACCGCAAGCACGUCGAGGACGGGUAGCGCAGUUUCAGGAGGUGCGGUGUGCGGCAACGGCAAUGGAGGAUGCGGCGGCGGAGGGGAAGGGGGUGGUGUUGUUGCAGGGGAGGUACGAGCUGGGGCGCGUGCUCGGGCACGGCAACUUCGGGCGGGUGCACGCGGCGCGGGACGUGCGCACGGGGCGGGCCGUGGCGAUGAAGGUGGUGUCGAAGGACAAGGUGGAGCGCGCCGGGAUGGCAGAGCAGAUCAAGCGGGAGAUCGCCGUGAUGAAGAUGGUGUCGCACCCAAACAUCGUGGAGCUCCACGAGGUGAUGGCCACGCGCUCCAAGGUGUACCUGGCGCUCGAGCUCGUCCGGGGCGGCGAGCUGUUCGACCGGAUCACCCGCCAUGGCCGCGUCGGGGAGGACGUCGCGAGGAGGUACUUCCGACAGCUCGUCUUCGCCGUCGACUUCUGCCAUGGCCGCGGGGUGUACCACCGCGACCUUAAGCCCGAGAACCUGCUGCUCGACGAGGCCGGGAACCUCAAGGUCGCCGACUUUGGGCUCAGCGCGCUCGCCUGCCACGCGCGCCCUGAUGGGCUACUCCACACCGCGUGCGGCACGCCGGCGUACGUCGCCCCCGAGGUGCUCGCCGGCAGCGGUUACGACGGCGCCAAGGCUGACCUCUGGUCCUGCGGCGUCAUCCUCUACGUGCUGCUCGCCGGCGCCCUGCCGUUCCAGCACGAGAACCUCAUGUGCAUGUACCGCAAGAUGCAGCGGGGUGACUUCUGCUGCCCGGUGUGGAUGACGACGGACGCCCAGAAGCUCAUCAAGAUGCUGCUCGACCCCAACCCCGGCACCCGCAUCACAGUCCCCGGCCUCGUCGAGACGCCGUGGUUCCGGAAGACACCGCCCGUUCCACGCCCCAUCACCGGCCCCGCACCGGCGCCGGUGGACACGCUCGGCAAUGCUGGCGACGACAAGGACGAACCGCCCGAGGUGUUGAACGCCUUCCACCUGAUCUCGCUGUCCGAGGGCUUCGACCUGUCGCCGCUGUUCGAGCAGGACCCCGCCGCGUCGCCGGGGCGAGCCACGACGCGCGCGGGCGGCAUGCGGUUCGCGACGCGGGAGCCGGCGAGCGGGGUGGUCGCGCGGCUGGAGGCGCUGGCGACCGGCGGCGCCAUGCGCGUGACGAAGAGCGGCGCGCGCGGGGUGCGCCUCGAGUGCGCAGAGCCCGGGCGCAACGGGCGGCUCGCCGUGGCGGCCGACAUCUUCAGCGUGGCGCCAUCGUUGAUCGUGGUCGACGUCAAGAAGGAUAGCGGCGACACGAUGGAGUACCGGUCAUUCUGCAGCGAGGAGCUCCAGCCGGCGCUGAAGGACAUCGUCUGGUCGCCGGCCGCCACCUGAGCACACCACACCACACGGCGUCGCCGUCGUCACUGCCGCCAUUAUUGCUCGUCGGCAAGCGUGAUCAGUUGCCAACCCUAGGGAUGCAUUAUUGUUUGGUGUCUGUAUCCGCGCGGGAAAGGCACAAGAAUUUGGCGCGAACAAUGUGCGUCGCGUUCUGCCCAUGCCGAUGUGAUGGUUUCUGAACAGGCGUGUGAAUGUUUUUGAAGUUGAUCUGUCAUUGUGCUGAUUUCAUCUCUGUUGAGUAUUGAACCAAGCAAUUUCUGCUUGACGGUGAAAUAAACUUGAAAAUAU